Frieseomelitta varia is the source of this 2537-nucleotide messenger RNA. RefSeq names its product cytochrome P450 9e2-like. Gene Ontology annotation, molecular function: heme binding; oxidoreductase activity, acting on paired donors, with incorporation or reduction of molecular oxygen, reduced flavin or flavoprotein as one donor, and incorporation of one atom of oxygen; iron ion binding. The transcript is spliced from 2 exons. Lineage: Eukaryota; Metazoa; Arthropoda; Insecta; Hymenoptera; Apidae. The record is from RefSeq and is a predicted model, not a curated record. The coding region runs from base 175 to 1770 and encodes 531 amino acids.
CCAACAGUUCUACUAUUUUAUCGUACGUACAUUGGUAGCAGCACGAACGCGACGCGGCAGAUUAAUACAACCGUCAUCGAACUGCGUCUUCAGUCAUCGCGAGUACACUGACGCGAGAGUAUGCGCUGCCGUUGCUAAACGUUCUCUCUAUCAACGGAUCGAACGUGUCUGGAAAUGGAUUGGUGGCCGAUAAUCGCGGCCGUGUUGGCCGUAUUAGCAGUAGUCUACUACCGAGCCACUCGUAACUAUGACUUCUUCAAGAAACGUGCGAUUCCGUACGAAAAACCGAUGCCGUUUUUAGGAAACAUGUGGGAGGCAUUCUUUCAACGACUGUCGUUCGCCGAGAUCAUAGAAAAGAUUUACAAUUCGAAUCCCGAGUCAAAGUAUGUCGGUUUCUUCGAGUUCGAUUCGCCACUGCUCAUGAUUCGAGAUCUCGACCUGAUCAAGUCCAUCACCGUGAAGAAUUUCGAUCACUUCCCAAAUCACAGAAUGGCUUUUGAAGCGGACCUGGAGCCCCUCUUCUCCAAGAACAUAUUUUCUCUGUGCGACGAAAGAUGGAGGGAAAUACGGAACCUGUUGACACCGGCCUUCACGUCCAGUAAGAUGAAGUCCAUGUUCGUGUUGAUGCGCGACUGUGCCAAAGAGUACGGCGAUUAUUUCGCAUCCUUGCCCGCCGACCAGCCGACUUUGGAGUUGAAAGACGCGUUCACCAAGUACACCAACGACGUGAUUGGCACUUGCUCGUUUGGCAUUAACGUCAAUUCGAUGAAGGAUCCGGAAAACAAGUUUUACGUGUAUGGCAGAGAGUCAACCAGCUUUGGAAGAGCGCAGUCUCUCAGGUUUUUCGCAGCGAGACAUUUUCCGUGGUUAUGCCGACUGCUCGGUAUCAAGGUAUUCAAGCAGAAGAUCGUCGACUUCUUCACGGACUUGGUAGCCAGCACGAUAAAAUUCCGAGACGAAAACGGUAUCGUUCGUCCGGACAUGAUUCAGUUGAUGAUGGAGACUAGAGGGAAAUUGGGGCCAGGCAAAGAGUUGACCAUCGACGACAUGACUGCUCAGGCGUUCAUCUUUUUCUUCGGUGGAUUCGAGAGCACCUCAACUCUCAUGUGCUUCGCCGCUUACGAGAUCGGUAUCAACGACCAGGUACAGAAAAGAUUGCAAGAUGAGAUCGAUCAGGUUUUGGAGGAUUGCAACGGCCAGGUUACGUACGAGGCCAUCAACGGCAUGAAGUAUCUGGAUGCUGUCAUUCUCGAGAGUCUUCGGAUGUACCCGUCGGCGGUCGCUACCGACAGAGUCUGCGUGAAACCGUUCGAAUUGCCGCCACACGUGCCGGGAGCGAAGCCGUACGUCGUGCAACAAAACGACAGCAUAUCCAUACCGAUUUAUGGCAUUCAACACGAUUCACAGUACUAUUCAGAGCCCAAGAAAUUCGAUCCCGAUAGAUUCUACGACGAUCCGAAACAGAUGUCCAACUCUCUCUCGUUCCUCUCGUUUGGGUUGGGUCCCAGGAUGUGUAUCGGCAACAGGUUCGCUCUAUUAGAGACGAAAGUGUUGCUUUUCUACAUUUUCGCCAAGUGCGAUCUCGCGCCGUGCGCCAAAUCUUCCAUACCGUUGAAACUGGACAGGAAUGGAUUCUCUAUGACGUCGGAGAACGGGUUUUGGCUGAAAAUCCAGCCGAGAAAUGCAAAGAGAGCGGAGCCCGAGAAGAUUGCCAUCCCAGGGACGACCAUGCUCAUCGAGAAGGUUCCCGACAGAUAUCCCGACAAUUAAGUUACGUUGCACCAUACACGACGCUUGCAAUAUCCGUUGUUGCAACUUCUUCGUCUGCCUAGGGAUACGUUUCUUCUUAGCCUGGAUCUUCGAAAGCGAGUUUACGAUCUAAGUUUGUUUCAAAUCUUUUUCCUAUUAGGCGUAAUAUGCUGUAAUGGAAUGUGAUAUAUGUAAAAUGUAAUGUAGUUGCAAUGUAUUAGUUGUAAUAUAGGGAUUUUGUAGUGUAGAUUUUGUGUGUAGAAGAAAAUAAAUCGGAAGCGAGACUCUCGUUUUAGCUCGUAAAAUGUACGAUUUACGUGUAUGUACAAAGAUGGUGUCUCCUGCUGCAAACAUGUUGGAAACAUGUUUAUUCAGUUUCUUCUAUUUAGUCAAAAUGCACAAGUUACGAACGAUUAUACGCCCAUUUGUGUUUUCGAGCAUAAGGUAGGAUUUAUCUUGUUUCUUUCUUUUUUUUUCAUUGAUUUUUUUGUUUCGCCAGGAAAAUUGUUAAUUUUCAGAACGUCGACGAUAUUAUCAAAGAAUUUUCUGUCGAUUCCUACCAUCUAGUCUCACGGAAUGUAUGGGAAAUAGCCGUGAAUUUUCUGGUCGAUAGGAAAAAUUUUUUAGAUUAAAAUAAGAUAAUAAUCUUCUGUAAAUUUCUUUUUUUAAUAUGUUUUUAUGAAGAUUUAAUAUAUUCUUUGUUGCGAGAAAUAUGCGUUAUUCGUUAGAUGUAGAUUUGUUGUGCUAUUAAAUAAAAUGACUAUUCGAGAUAAAUAUACUGACUUUGA